CAUACGAUGGAGCAGAUGCCAAUGGUGUGCAGUCGUUCAAUUCAACGCAAUGGUUUGCGAAAUCCUUCGAACUAAAGCCAUGCACCGAUCCCAAGGCGUGCGAAUAUUUUGGCUUCCAAGUGGUUCUACCGGUCACAACGCUACUGUACAUCGGACUCAUUCUCCUGGGGGUCAACUCCUUAGUAUACUACGCUUCUAUCAUGGUUGUGGGUUUCUGGUACGUCGCGCUCAUCAGCCAGCCCGUUCCCAGCUACAGCUUCAUCGAGGCCUGCAUGGGCCGUUUCUUGCCGUUCCUAUUCAUAGCCUAUAUGCUCUAUCUCUACGGUGGCAAAACCGCUAUCCCGCCCCCCACGCACAUGCUGGAGCGGUUUGCCUUGUACUGGUUUCCCGCAUGGUUUUUUGUCCACAUGAACUACCUGACGUUCAUCUUCCCCGAUGAGGAUAUCACCGGUGGUGAGCAAGUGGUGACGGAUGACGGUGGUAUCGCUGUGGUGCAGCCGCCUGUGUCCUGGAAUCCGCUGGCGAUCACUCUGAUGGUUGCGGCGUGUAGUAUAGCACUGUUUCUGCUUUACAAACUGUUCCGUGCUAUCUGGCGGUCCGGUCGGACACUCCCAUAUCUCACGGGAUAUAUCAGUGCACUAGCUGUGCUUAUACUGUUUGCGGUAGCCGUAUCCAGUCAGUACUUUGUGCACCUGCAUCACUACCAACUGGGUAUGGCGAUAUGGCCUAUCACAGCAUUCUCCAUGGGCCCUGCUGCGUUUGCGCAGAGCAUCAUGGCUGGAUUAUACAUCCAAGGAGUCGCCAGAUGGGGAUUCGGGUCAACCUUCACAUACACGGGCUAUAGGCCCAAAACUCCGGAUUUUGUAGGCAAUAUAACAAUCUCGAACGAAACUACCGAUGGAGCGCUAGUUGAGUGGCCGGCUGCUAACUAUACGAUCGCCCCGGUGUAUUCUGUGGUGGUGAAUACAAUUGAAAUGUGCCGAGUCACUGACACGCAGUGCCGGAUAAGUGGCCUUCUCCCCGGUCUGUCGUACCACGUUUGCGUCCGGAAUGUAGUUGAAGGCUACGAAGGAAGCUGUGAAGGUAACCAGAGGUUCAAUACAACGGCGGCACCUGACUUGUAGUUGUGGUACAGGUAUUUAUAGCGGCACCUGACUUGUAGUUGUGGUGCAGGUAUCUAUAAACUAGGAUCAAUUAAAGUAUAC
Messenger RNA from Sphaeroforma arctica JP610, 1205 nucleotides. RefSeq lists its product as hypothetical. Bases 201 to 1124 code for a protein of 307 amino acids. Gene Ontology annotation, molecular function: protein binding. The record is from RefSeq and is a predicted model, not a curated record. NCBI's taxonomy places the organism in Eukaryota, Ichthyosporea, Ichthyophonida. The transcript has 5 exons.